GAAGUAUCUGGUGUGUGUGUGUGUGUUUGGGCAGGCAGGCAGGUUGGCGUGAUCUCCGUCUCUACCCGGUUUGUUUUGUUCUCUAACAAAGUGCGAGUGACGGAGCGGCGCUCGGCUCAUCGGGUAGAGCACGGACAGCGUCUUUGUUUUGUAUGUACAGUGGCCUGGAUUCUAUUUUGACGCCACAAAAUGGGUCCUGGUUAGGAUUAUUUCUGAAAUAAAACAGCAUUGAGUUUCAGGGGCAAGCUGAUGCGGCUCAGGGGCGAUCGGCGGCCCGCUGCCGUGUGUGAAGCCUGGGGCUGAAUUAAUCUACAGUCGCCGCGGAGGAAAGGACAAGCCGAUAACGACUCCUCAUUAUAGGACAACAAAGAAACAGAUCUCCUGAUUCUCUUCUGGGAGUGCUCUCACUUGAAACGCCGCCAAGAUAGCUGGACCGGGCAGGAAACGGCACAGCUCAGAUCCAGACCCCAGUGGAAGCGGCUCCGGCAGCGGGAGCGAGGUAGGAGACGGCCGAACCAUCAGCGGCAAGUGGCUGAAAAUGGCCAGCAGCAGCACAGGAUCCAGCGAAUCAGGCCGCAGGCGAGGUCAGAGGGGACCGGAUGACACGGUCAGCACCAGCAAGAAGAAGCAGAAGGACAGAGCCAACCAGGAGAGCAAAGAGGCCAAACGGGUGGCUACCAGCACAGAGACUAAGAAAGACUUGUUUCUGGACUGGAAGCAGAAUGCAUACGAGGUGAUAGUGAGGCUGAACUGUGGAGGUGCUGGGGAGCUGAGAGUAGAAGAUAUCGAGUAUGACUUUUCAAAUUCCGCCUGCCACAUCCGGCUGCCAGAUGGACGUGAAUGGAGCUGUCAUCUCCAUGAAGAGAUUGAAGCCUCCUGCAGUAAAUUGAAUUAUAAGGAGAAAUCGAAUGUCCUGCAGCUUGUCAUGCACAAGAAGAUCCCGCUCAACACCUGGCCCGCCUACGCUAAAAAGUCAGAACCAGUGAACAUUCUUCAAAAAAAUGGAAGCAACAACUACCAGUCAAGCACAGGACGGUCUGAAAAAUCUAGCGAAGCCAUUGAGAAAACGCCCCCAGUGAGCUCUGCUGAGCAGAAACGAGGUAAACCUGACCGAGGGCUGAAACGAGGGAUGAAAGGCAAGCAGGUGCACGUCACUAAGAGCACAGGAGAAAAAACGCCAGAGAUUAAAUCAAGCGAUAAAGCAGACUCGAUCAAUGAGCCCAGUGCAAAGCGCACCACGCGGCCCUCUAAAAACACAAAGGAGCCCCCCCUAGCUCCCUGCUUGGGAAACGAGUCGAAGUCCAAAGCAACAGUUAAUGGGAAGACGCACACAUCAGAGGUUAACAGCGGUGCCUCUUCAUCAAGCAAUGCAAAAGACAACAGGGCUCAGAUGCAGGGCAAACCUCAAGGAUGCCAGGCAUUGCAAAAAGAAAAAGGGAUUGACAGGAAGCCAAAGAGCAAUGCUCAGGUUGGAUCAGGGGAAAGCAAGAGCGUCUCUGUGUGUGAGCCGCAGGUACCGCAAAAAGACCAUUCUACUCCUGUAAAAACAUGCACUGAUAAAAUAGCGUCUGAUGAGCCAGAAAACAGAAAGGAGGAAACGAAGCCACAGGCUGAAGGCCACAUCCCUAAAAUGCUUCCCUCUCAUGACUUGGGAUCUGGAGAGCCUGCAUCAACAGACUCCAAAAGAGAGGAGUCUCCACAAAAGAGCCACACAGAGGAGAAGAGGGACAAGUCCAAAGAGGAGCCACAAGGAGCAAGCCAAGAGGAGGAUACGGAAGGUCCGGAGCCAAUGGUGGACUUGAAGUUUGUGAAGAAUGACUCGUAUGAGAAGGGAACAGAUCUGAUGGUUGUGAAUGUCUACAUGAAAGAAAUCUGCCGGCAGACGUCCAGGGUGCUGUUCAGGGAACAAGACUUCACUCUUAUCUUCCAGACCAGUGAUCCCAACUUUUUGCGCCUUCAUUCGGAUUGCGGACCAAACACUGUCUUUAAAUGGCAGGUUAAACUCAGGAAUCUAAUUCAGCCCGAUCAGUCCAACUACGCCUUCACUCCGUCCCGUAUCGACAUCACCCUGAAGAAGAGACACAGUCAGCGCUGGGGGGGUCUGGAGGCCCCUGCCACACAAGGUGCAGUGGGGGGCGCCAAGGUUGCUGUGGCCUCCAGCCCUUCUACACUUGAAAAGAGUCAGCCAGGAAGCAGCCAGCAUGCACUUCCUGCAAAAGAAGAACCACGGGUUGGAGAGGAGAAACCCAAACCCCCUAGAGCCCCAGAGGACUCUGGUUUGGAUGCUGUGUCCCCACGCUCAGUUUCCGAACAUGUGUCCCUCAAACAAGAACCUGCUGUUGCCACGCCCAAACCCACCUGCAUGGUGCAGCCCAUGACCCACACUCCUCCGGUAGGCAAUGAGAGAUCAGAAGAGGUGGAGGAGAAAAAAGUAUGUCACCCUGGCUUCACUGGACUGGUCAAUCUGGGAAACACUUGCUUUAUGAACAGUGUGAUCCAGUCCCUCUCCAACACACGGGAGCUCAGGGAUUAUUUCCAUGAUCGAGGUUUUGAGUCAGAGAUUAAUUGUAAUAACCCAUUGGGCACGGGUGGACGGCUGGCCAUUGGCUUUGCUGUUCUGCUACGGGCGCUGUGGAAGGGCACUCAUCAUGCUUUUCAACCCUCCAAAUUAAAGGCUAUCGUUGCCAGUAAAGCCAGUCAGUUUACAGGUUAUGCGCAGCAUGAUGCUCAGGAGUUUAUGGCUUUUUUGCUGGAUGGUCUUCAUGAAGACCUGAACCGCAUCCAAAACAAACCAUACACCGAGACUGUGGACUCAGACGGCCGUCAGGAUGAAGUUGUUGCAGAAGAGGCAUGGCAGAGGCAUAAAAUGAGAAACGAUUCCUUCAUUGUUGACCUCUUUCAAGGCCAGUACAAGUCAAAGCUGGUGUGUCCAAUGUGCUCCAAGGUUUCCAUAACCUUUGAUCCAUUCUUGUACUUGCCAGUCCCUCUACCUCAGAAGCAGAAGGUGCUGACUGUUUUCUAUUUUGCUAAAGAGCCUCACAAGAAACCAGUCAAGUUCUUGGUUAGUGUGAGUAAAGAGAGCUCAAGCACGGCUGAAGUACUGGAGUCAAUAUCUCGCAGCGUGAGGAUCAAACCAGAGAACCUGAGGCUGACAGAGGUUGUGAAGGGCAGGUUCCACAGAAUCUUCUCACCGUCUCAAUCUUUAGACACGGUCUCGUCCAGUGACCUGCUCUUCUGCUUUGAGAUGCUGUCAAAAGAUCUCAUCAAAGAGAGAGUGGUGUUGCUGAAGGUCCAGCAGAGACCUCAGAUUCCUAGCAUACCAAUCACAAAGUGCGCUGGUUGUCUGAAGCCUCCUGCCUCUGACGAUGAGAAGCUGAAGCGCUGCACACGCUGUUAUCGUGUCGGCUACUGCAAUCAGACCUGCCAGAAGAACCACUGGCCUUCUCACAAGACUAUGUGUCGGUCUAAUGUGGAAAACAUUGGACAGCCAUUUUUAAUCAGCGUGCCUGAGUCUAGACUUUCUUACACUCGCCUCACACAGCUUCUAGAAGGCUACUCUAGGUACUCUGUCAAUGUGUUCCAGCCACCUUUCCAGUCAGGUCGGACGUCCCCUGAGUCCAGUCUGUCCCGUGUUGACCUGACUUCCAUGGCGAGCAGCGUCCCAGAGUGUCAAGAGAAGGACCUGCCAUCAGCAGGUGACCCAGAAAACCCAGCAGAGCAGGAUGAAUCUGUCACAGCCUCACAAACGGAGAGUGCAGCAGAUGGAGGAGACACUCUCUCCACACAUACCACUGACUCUGGUUGCUGUGAGCUCGCCUCCAGCUCCCAUGAUUCUCUGCUGGAGAAAGAAACGUCAUGUGAAAAGGCUGUUAAACCAGAAGCUGUAGUAACUGGGUAUCAACAGCCUUCUGAGUCGGCGAGUGGAGGUGCAUCUCAAUUUUACAUCACUAUUCUGGACUCGAGCCAAAAGGAAGACAAAAAACUUGAAGAGAAAGGUGACGCGGUACUGGAGCUGCCUGAUGAGUGCACACUAGAGCUGGUGUGGAAGAACAACGAGCGGCAGAAGGAAUAUGUGCUGGUGCGCUCUAAAGAUCUGGAGUUUGAUGAGGACCCGGGCUCUGCUACCGAGACCUCCAGGGCAGGACACUUCACCUUAGAGCAGUGCCUCAACCUCUUUACCAAACCUGAGGUCCUAGCCCCUGAGGAGGCAUGGUACUGUCCUAAGUGUCAGCAGCACAGAGAGGCCUCUAAACAGCUCCUACUUUGGCGUCUUCCGAAUGUACUCAUCAUCCAGCUCAAGCGCUUCUCAUUUAGGAGUUUCAUAUGGAGGGACAAGAUUAAUGACAUGGUCGAUUUUCCAGUCAGAAACUUGGACUUGAGUAAGUUUUGUAUUGGUCAUAAGGGUGACAUCCAGCAGCCGCCAAUCUAUGAUCUGUACGCUGUCAUCAACCAUUAUGGUGGAAUGAUUGGAGGACACUACACAGCCUAUGCUCGCCUUCCCAGCGACAAGAACAGCCAGCUUAGUGAUGUUGGCUGGCGUUUGUUUGAUGACAGCACAGUCACGACGGUGGAGGAAAGUCAGGUGGUGACGCGUUACGCCUAUGUGCUGUUCUAUCGACGCAGGAACUCUCCAGUGGAAAGGCCGUCUCACCUGCUGGGACCCCUUGGCGCUGAAUCGUCUGCUGCCACAGGUGGUGCUGCCAGUCAGGCUUCUAGCCAGACACUGUUUGGGACAGACCUGGAUCCUGACGGGCCCCCUCAGUUGAGCACGGAAGUGACCUCAGACAUGUUUGCACACUCUGGAGAAUGUGCCGCCCCGUCCUACAGCAGCAUGGAGGAGGUGGAUUGAAACUUGACCCGGUCAGGGAGACUUGCUUUCUCCAAACAAAACAACAAACAUUAAUUGACGUUAAUGCUCACAAGUGGAUCUAGCAUGGCAAAGGUGCUCUAUUUCCUUUUUUUAUUGUUAUUAUUAUUAUUUACAUUUGCAAUGUGGACACAAGAGGCUGGGUGUCCAUUUCCAAUACAAAGACUGCUUGUUUUGGAAACAGCCUGAAUGUUACGAUACAACAAGGCGAUGAUGCUUAAGGACUAAUCACAUAUUCACAAAUAUUUCUGGAAAGUGCACAAAUUGAAAUACACCAUCGGUGGUAAGAGGAAGCGCACAGAUCUGAAAGGUUUUUUAUGACUAUGAAAACAUUUUAACUCCUAGGAAUUAUGCCGUUCACAGUUUCACAUUAGGUUUCUACUAAAAUGUUUCUCUUGCUUGUUUCCACGAGGUGUUACUUUGGGAAAAGCCCAUUAGUGAGUGCGUUCAACGUUUUAUUUUUAUUUUUUUCCUCUUUGAAUUAUCAUCUGGCCUGAUGUGUUUCUCUAUGAAGAGUCUGGAAGUGUUGUGCAAAGCUGUUGUAGGUGAAGUUUUAAGUGUGGACAAAGCAGAUUGUUUUGGAUUUGUUUUACCUUUUACACUAAGGCCAUUACUCAACUUGAUGUCCAUUUUUCUUUCUCAGACAAUCCUGCGAUCGGAAUAGAUUUUGAUUUUGUUUUUUUGCUCUUUGUUGGAUCCUGUGGAAAUGCAAAAAGAGUUUGAUUGAACGAGAUGCAUGUUGACCUGCAAUAGCCCUAGUACUGUGUAUCACAUACCAUCUCUUUAGUUUUUUCUUACGUUUUGAGUGAAUUGUUGUGUUUUCCCCCAUUCCUUGUUUUCGUAUCGGACUGCAUAGUAAGUGGGAAUUGGGGGUUUGAUCGUGAGAAUGCUGCUGUGAAUAAAACAAAUGGUUAAUAUAAAUAAAAAGCCUUUUUUGCUUAACAACAUUA
Danio rerio (zebrafish) is the source of this 5817-nucleotide messenger RNA. The record is from RefSeq and is a predicted model, not a curated record. Lineage: Eukaryota; Metazoa; Chordata; Actinopteri; Cypriniformes; Danionidae.